AGAAGCCACCUUCAGCUCAUCUCUCAUCACUCUACUGAAAUUGAAACAGCAACCGAUUCCAAUUUCAACUCGAAAAUCAAAAUCCGAAGCAGUUUUUCCACCGAUCUACACUCACUAAUCACUCUCAUUCCCCUCCAGAUAAGAAGGAAGUAGAUCCACCGCAAAAACCGAGGAAAAAUGAGAGAAAUCCUGCACAUCCAGGGCGGGCAAUGCGGCAACCAGAUCGGCGCCAAAUUCUGGGAGGUGAUCUGCGACGAGCACGGCAUCGAUCAGACGGGGAGAUACAACGGCCAAUCCGACCUCCAGCUCGAGCGCGUCAACGUCUACUACAACGAGGCCAGCGGCGGGAGGUACGUCCCACGCGCGGUGCUCAUGGACCUCGAGCCCGGCACCAUGGACUCCGUCAGAUCCGGGCCAUACGGCCAGAUUUUCAGGCCGGAUAAUUUCGUCUUCGGCCAGUCCGGCGCCGGGAAUAAUUGGGCGAAGGGGCAUUACACCGAGGGAGCGGAGCUCAUCGACUCCGUGCUCGACGUCGUGCGCAAGGAGGCGGAGAAUUGUGACUGCUUGCAAGGAUUUCAAGUAUGUCACUCCUUGGGUGGAGGCACGGGAUCCGGCAUGGGAACCCUUCUCAUCUCCAAGAUCAGAGAGGAGUAUCCAGACAGGAUGAUGUUAACAUUCUCCGUCUUUCCAUCUCCGAAGGUAUCCGACACUGUUGUUGAGCCAUACAAUGCCACGUUGUCUGUUCAUCAACUCGUUGAGAAUGCAGACGAGUGUAUGGUUUUGGAUAACGAGGCUCUCUAUGAUAUCUGCUUCCGUACUCUUAAGCUUUCAACUCCCACCUUUGGCGAUCUCAACCACCUUAUCUCCGCCACCAUGAGUGGUGUCACAUGCUGUCUCCGUUUCCCAGGCCAACUCAACUCCGACCUCAGGAAACUUGCCGUCAACCUUAUCCCCUUCCCACGACUUCAUUUCUUCAUGGUUGGGUUCGCGCCCUUGACCUCCCGAGGCUCCCAGCAGUACAGGGCUCUGACCGUACCCGAACUCACUCAGCAGAUGUGGGAUGCAAAGAACAUGAUGUGCGCAGCAGACCCACGCCAUGGACGCUACUUGACUGCCUCAGCCAUGUUCCGUGGCAAGAUGAGCACCAAAGAAGUUGACGAGCAGAUGAUCAACGUGCAGAACAAGAAUUCGUCCUAUUUUGUCGAGUGGAUCCCCAACAACGUGAAGUCCAGUGUCUGUGACAUCCCUCCCACAGGUCUGAAAAUGGCUUCCACCUUCAUCGGAAACUCCACCUCGAUCCAGGAGAUGUUCAGACGCGUGAGCGAGCAGUUCACUGCAAUGUUCAGGCGCAAGGCUUUCUUGCAUUGGUACACCGGUGAAGGGAUGGACGAGAUGGAGUUCACCGAGGCUGAAAGCAACAUGAACGACCUUGUGGCAGAGUAUCAGCAGUACCAGGAUGCGACGGCCGAUGAUGAGGAGUAUGAGGACGAAGAGGAGGAAGCUUGAUGUGAUUUUAUGAGUUCCCAUGGUAUGUCCAAAUCUCAUGGUCAUUGGUUUUUUAUGAGUGUGUUACUAUUGUGUCUUAAUGUUUAGGAAUAUACUUAGAUGUAUUUGUCCAUAUGUAUGAUAUGAUUUGUGGUUUUGUCAUGUUUGAGAGAGGUGUGUGAUAAUGAUAAUGAAUGUUUGUGAAUUGUGAUCUAUUAGAUUUUCAA
Messenger RNA from Salvia hispanica, 1712 nucleotides. Its product is annotated as tubulin beta-7 chain. Gene Ontology annotation, molecular function: GTP binding; structural constituent of cytoskeleton; GTPase activity. The record is from RefSeq and is a predicted model, not a curated record. Lineage: Eukaryota; Viridiplantae; Streptophyta; Magnoliopsida; Lamiales; Lamiaceae. Gene Ontology annotation, cellular component: microtubule. Gene Ontology annotation, biological process: microtubule-based process.